Messenger RNA from Anthonomus grandis grandis, 4853 nucleotides. RefSeq names its product zinc finger protein 630-like. The record is from RefSeq and is a predicted model, not a curated record. Gene Ontology annotation, molecular function: zinc ion binding. Bases 89 to 1639 code for a protein of 516 amino acids. Gene Ontology annotation, cellular component: nucleus. Lineage: Eukaryota; Metazoa; Arthropoda; Insecta; Coleoptera; Curculionidae. The transcript is spliced from 4 exons.
UAACAUAGACAUUUUUUUAAUUACACGAUAUUUAUUUACAAAUAAUUCAGAAAACCUUAUAAAAAUGAUUUGAGAAACACCGAAAACCAUGUCGGGCUGUUACAAGCGAGUAAAUUUUUAUGAUUUGUGUCGCCUCUGUGCCCAAAACAUUAACCGCAGCAAGCUAAAAAUCUUUGAGCAAGAGGGUAUCAAAGUACAGCUACAAACAAAAAUUAAGAAAUGUCUUUCCAUUCAUGUAAAAGAGGAUGAUUUUCUGCCAAAAGUUGUUUGUUCCAAAUGCAUAAAAAUGCUUGAUAUUUGCAAUACAUUUAGAGAAGAAUGUUUAAAUUCAGAAACUAUGCUCUCCAGUUAUUUUAAGAAUUACAGGCAUACAGAGGACUUUAAACAGUCUGGCAAGGUGUACAUAAAAGAAUCACAACCAUACACACCAGAGCCACCAAAGUUGCAAAACAAUAUAACAACAACUUUAGAAAAUUGCAAUGUUCCGGCAAAUAUUACAUCAAUGCAAAUCAUUGUACCAAAAUCUCCCAAUUUACAAAAACUUCAAAAAAAAACAGAGAUAAAAAACCCUAAUGCACAAAAUAAAAAGCACAAAUCUAAUGAAAUAAAUUUAAAUACUAAUUGUUUGCCACAAGCUCAAAAUGUACAAAUGCCAUAUAAUAUUGACAUAUUACAUGAGGCUCUGAGGAAGGCAGUACAGCAGCUUCCGAAGGAAAUAUUAAACAAGGUAAUUGUAAAUUCUGAUGGUGAGGUUAUCAAUUUGUCACCUCCAGAUAAUUUGAUUGAUACUUCUCAUACCUCACAAAAUUUGUUAAAUAAUUCAACCAGUGUAAUCAGCAAAGUCAGUAAAAAGAAUGAGAUUGUUAGACAAGAGGAUUCAGAAAACAAAAUGAAUGGGGUCAUUAAAAUUGAUUUAACUGAAGAUGAUCAUGAACAGCAGUUGGCAGUUAAAUUUAAUGGAGUAGGGGAGCUAACAAGUAAUGUUAACCACAAUGUGCAGAAUUCUACUGUUAUUAUUCCUGUGUCACAGUAUCAGAACAACAACUUGACGACAGUUCAAUCCAAUAACGUAUACCCCCAACCAACGCGAGUCAUAAACGUGAUUUGCGGAACACCUACUGACCAAGGAUCAGUAUCUAGUUCUUCUCUUAACCCAACGAUACCUAGUAUAAAGAUAGAGGAUCUUGCAACUUCACAAUCAAAUUAUAUACCCACUGGAACAGUAUCUGUUGUAAAAGCAGUACCAGGACACGUUAAGAAAGAAGAUAAGGUACACGCGUGUGAUGUAUGUUCGAAAACAUUUAAGCGUCGGGAACAUUUGUAUCAACACGUUAAGCUCCACACGGGCUUCAGACCAUAUCAAUGCUCGGAGUGCAAAAAAACUUUUGUAAGGAAAGAGCACUUGUUGAGACAUCAAGUACUCCAUUCUGGCGAAAGGAAUUAUUCAUGCGAUAUUUGCAAUAAGAGUUUUUCAAGGAACGAUAACCUUUUAAAGCAUAUCAGAACUCACAAUAGAGAAUCUAGUUAUACUUGCGGAUCAUGCGAUAAAGUAUUCAUAAUGAAGCAUUUUUAUGAUUCGCACAGAAGCGAGCAUGGGAUGUGUUAUUUACCGCCCGAGUUAAGAGGUGCUAACGUAUAAAGUUUUUUUUAUUAUCUGUUUUAUUUACGUAUUUGUUUUUUUUUUUAAUUUUAUGAAGGGUAUUUCAGUAGCAACUGGCUGGUUUUUUGAAAAUGGUUUGACCUACCAGAACUUCGUGUCUGAAACUGUUUUAAUUAUUUUAUGCUCCUUAGUGACUUUUUAAGUCUGUUAAAAAGGCAUUUAGGUAUUUUGUAUUUUUCCUAUUGAAAUAACGUUGAAUGUAACCUUAAACACGUUACGCCAAAGACCACAAAAAGAUUUGAAUAAAGUUUUAACAGGGUAAUUAUGCAGGGUACUUACAAAAACUCGCUAAUAUUCGAAUUAAAAAAAAAGUUGCGGGUAAAUUUGCUUUGCAAGAGGGUUUAUUUAAAUACAGUCGGCUUAGGUGCCAACGGGUACAAGUAAUAAAGAUUUUUUUGAGACCCUCGACAGUUUUGUAACUUAUAAAUUUGGUUUUCUAUAUGAAUCAUUGUUCACUUGUUAUUCGACCAUAUCAAAUGGGUGCUUUCUCAUUCGAUUUCCAGGUAAAGAGUGGUUCGAGUAUGUCUAUAAGAAGCUUCAUACAGUCUCACUAAACGGUAAAAAUAAUGAAAAUCGUUGAGAGAAUCUCUUGGCAAAUCUGCACAGUGACUCUUUCAAAAAGUAUCCGCCGAAUUUUUCUUACAUUAUCUUUAUUACGAGAUUCAUAAACGUAACUUUUCAUUCCAAUAAACAUAAACUUUUUACUUACUUUGGAUAAGAAUCAUCCAAUCAUUUGGGGUAAAUAUGAGAGGGCAUAAUAGGAUUCUUUUUCUUUUUCAAUUACCCCUAAAUUUUCGGUCGCAUUUAUAAGUGGCCUAAAAUCAAGAAUUUUUGAUCUACUAUCCCUUUGUAUUUGAUCAAUGUUUAUUUGUUUUGCCUGCAUUGUCACUGAAGGCUUCGAUAUACGUAACAGUUCGAGAUAGUCCUAAAAAGUACUUUUAAAGACAUAAUAUUAGUUCUUGUGAUUCCCUUUAUCCACUGCCUUCAUGCCGCAUAAACAUUUGAGCAGUGCCCUUACGCUGCCUUUUACAUGGAACACGUUGCUGCUAGUGAGGAAGAAGGUUCGACCUUAGCAGUAUCUUGAUUUUCUCUGCAUCUGUGCUUGCCUUAGGAGAACUUUUUUUCAGUAUUUGCUUGAGCCAAAUCUGAUUGAGUCCCAGAUUUUCCUUUUACUACAUUGGUCAAUUCUCCAGUAAGUAAAAAUUGUUUUGCAAAUUGGUUUUCCAGUAAGAUAAAUUACGGUCAAGAUUCUUUGGAUUUUGGCUUUUUAAUAGAACGUCGAAGAACUCCCACUUUGGUAGAAGAAUGAAGAAAUACAGUCUGCAAAUUACAAUCUCCUACAACCUAAGUCUUGAAGAAAUACGUAGUCUUUGGUAUUCGGGGAAUUCGUUACACUUAUAGCGACACGCUUAGCAAUAUGGUCUUAGAUGUUUGGCUGCGUGAGUUUUCUCUACGUAUUUGUGUCCUACGUAUCCUUCGCUCCUAUUCUCUUAUGUUUAGUUUGCUGUUGUUUCAAUUCUUCUUUCCUCUUUUUUGAGGAAUCGUCGAUUUCUUCCUCCUACACGUCGAAGUGAAAGAGAAAUAAUAAAAACAACAACACUAAAGUGUUAUUUGAAAUUUUUAAGAAAUAUUUAAGAAAAUUGACAUGAAUCAACUCAAUAUAACAAAGUAAAAGGUUAUAAAUAGAAAAAAUAAAAAGAUUAUCUGAGCGAUACUCUUGCAACCGUCUUAUUAUUACUGAUAUAUUAUUUAGGUAUCUACUUGAACUCUCAUUUCAAUUUUCUUCCACAAAAAUCACUAUUAACACUGCUGCUCUAAUUGGUGUAAGCUGCAUAAACAUUUAAAAUAAUUCACAAGCAAUGGGGUAGAAGUGCGCUUCUAUCCAUUUGCCACAAAUAGUGGUUAAAUAUAUUACAUAUUGAUGGUCUCACCUACAAGGCUAUUCACUUGUAUUUCUCUACCACAAAAUUAUUUAUAAUAUUGAGUACCACAAUAUGUACUUAGUUAAUUUUGUUUUUAUUUGUCAGUUGCCCCUCUCCAUUACAAACAGUUUGUAUUAGAAAUUUGCCAAUGUCACGAAAAUUAUAGUCUGGAAGAAAAUCGAAUGAAUUCAUCUUCAUUAAUUGAUAAAAUAUUGUGAAGAAAAAACAAACAAAAAUAUCAGCCAUAUAAAAUUUCAUAAAUAUAUAAAAUGUGCAUGAAAUACAAGUUUCUUCCCCAAGCAUUCAAUGCUUAUAUCAUGCAGAUUCAACCUUUUUAACUAUUUACAGAACUUGCUUCCCGACAAAAAAAAUAUUCUAAUUGAAUUGACAAUUGAAUAAAAAAAUUGAAUCAUUCUUUUGAACUAGAAUAGGAUAUAAAUUUGGAUGUUAGUUUUGCUUCGAACCGACUGUCUUAUAAAGAUAUAGUUUAGCAGUCACUUAAAACUCAUCCCUUUAAAUUUCCUCAAUGUGCUUUAAUUAAUAUUAGGGAUUUCCUGCAAUCAUAGAAAAAAAAGCACCUAUACAAUAUCAGAAUAAUAAAUGUCAGCUUCUUAACCUAUAAGAAUUAUUCAAAACCUCUACAACAAAGUAAGCAGUCUAAAUCUAAUAACCCAAAUUACUGUGGACCUCUUUGCUGUGCUAUUUACAUUUUAUUAAAAUUUGGUAAAUUUGUUUAUUAUUAAUAACAUAUUAAUUAACAAUGUUGUGUUGUUACAAUAAGAAUACUUUAUUUUUUUAUGCAAUAAGAUUUGUUAAAUAAAAAUGGAAAAAAAACGUGGUACACUGCUAUCUAUUUUUAUUAAAUGCCAUUUUUUUUAUAAAGAAAUUCAAAAUAUUUUUUUUAUGAAUAAUAAGCAAUCAAUAUAAAGGUGGUCAGUUUACAUUGAGAUGCUCUUCACUUGGUUACAGUUGUAGAAAGAUAUCUUGUCAAAAACACAAAAUCGGAGCAUGAAAAAUGUGAUUAAAUUACAAAUAUUUGCACGAAAAUCAGUGUUCCUUUCUAAACUUAUAUACACAUUUUUCAUUUAAUAGUUGGUAUGGAAUACCGUAUAGGCUGUACCUAGGGUUAAUUUCUAUUUUAAUUUAGCUUGCAGCAUAAGGAUUAGCAAACUGUUUUCGCAUACAGUUAACGUUAUAAAUAAAAAGGUUUUUAGAAAAUCUUGCAAAAAUUUAUAAUCAUGUAUUUUGAAAUAUAUUUACUGUAAAUUUUU